AUGGCUCGUGCAGGAGUAGUUGUUAUCCUGUUUUGUUAUUUUCAGAUGUUAAUGACGAAGUCUAUUACAGAUGACACCCCAGAAGAAUGUAAGAAAUAUGGAAUAUGUGCAAAUGUUGAAAACUACCCCACUGAAUUAGCACGGAAAUUGAUCGCAGAGCUUAAAGCUCAAAAUAUCCUUUUUAAUGUUGACGAACCUCCAGAAGAACCAACUACAGUUGAAUGGAGGUUUGGAUCAGAUGAGGACAUGGAAGCAGACAAACAAAGUCUUUGUAAAAGUAUAAAAAUGUCAUGGCAACCACAAGUUGCUUACCACGAGAGUGGUGAUCUUAAGUAUAUCUUAAACAAUGACCAACCAUUACAAGCAUUCAAUGCAGGAAUAUGCCCAAAUUCCAACGGACCAAGAGAUGAUAUAUCCAUGAUAUGCCGCAGUGAAACAAUGAUGAUGGGAUACGAAGGCCAGUGCAUUGAGAAAACGAGACUCGUCGAAAUGUAUUAUAUAGAGGGCAACCGAACUGCAAGAGGGUACUUUCUUGUUCCAACAUGCUGUUCUUGUGACUUAAAACGUAUC
Brenthis ino (lesser marbled fritillary) is the source of this 570-nucleotide messenger RNA. The record is from the annotation of a GenBank genome assembly. NCBI's taxonomy places the organism in Eukaryota, Metazoa, Arthropoda, Insecta, Lepidoptera, Nymphalidae.